Molecule: messenger RNA, 1180 nt
Organism: Haliotis rufescens (red abalone)
Lineage: Eukaryota; Metazoa; Mollusca; Gastropoda; Lepetellida; Haliotidae
Product: cell wall protein DAN4-like
Exons: 8
Coding region: 80-1120 (346 amino acids)
Source: RefSeq, a predicted model, not a curated record
UUUCAUGAUAGAUAAGACCCACUGAUGACCGAAAUACACAUUACUGACGUGAUCUUUCUUAUUUAAUAUUUAUCCUAAGAUGGGUAGUUGUAGCCACAUAGUCCUUGGAAUCGCCCUAAUUCUGGUUGUACCUCUAUGUAGCAGUCUCAUAAUGCCAGUUACAGAAUUUUUCUGUCUGUAUUGCGACGAAGUCAGCGACCUUGCAGACUGCAGUUAUACAGAGGCGGAAAGAUGUCAUGAGGGAUGUUAUCUGGAGGUUCGUGGAGACUUCAGCGGACAUCACCAGCGGAUAAAGGCGGGCUGUGGAUCUUAUAAACAUCUUUGUCACCAUCACAAGCGCGGCGAUCAUGACUUCUGUGACUUUCACGUCUUGUGUCAUGGAUAUUGUGCUGAAUCCAAUGACUGUAACCGAAAUAUUUGUGACUUACCACUGUACGGUCAUUAUUCCCCAACAACAACCGUACUAACAACAAAAGCGACGACGAAGACCACUAUCAAAACAACACCACCGGCUACAACUACUCCAACCACUCCAAUACCUCCUUCAACACCACCGGCUACAACUACUGCAACCACUCCAAUACCUCCUUCAACAUCAUCGGCCACAACUACUGCAACCACUACAACACCUCCUUCAACACAACCGUCCCCGAAACAACAGACAAGCACAAGUGGAACAACAAUAACAACAAAAGUCUCAACAACACAGACGUCAACAACGUCGUCGAAACACGGCUCUUCCACCAACAGUAUUGUUUCCACAACCGGCUCUUCGCCCCAAACAACGACAGGACGAGCAGGAGUGCUGUGUGAAACCUGUAGUGGCCCCAUGUGCGGCUUGUUCCCUGUACAGACGGCAGUUCAGUGUUCUGGGGCCACACCUUACUGCAUGAACACACUGGUCAACCACCUGGAUACAACUAAAACCAUUACAAAAUCGUGCGCCACAGUGGAAGCGUGUAGAGCAAAAUGGUGGCAUCAAACCUCGGACAGGGGCGAAUGCACGGGUUUUAACCCAGGUCAGCCUAUAGCGGUUGAGUUUACCUGUAACUUCUGCUGUGUCAAAGACAAUUGCAACAAACCAAUAGUUCCUGCCAUUGACACACUUUUCCGGGAUUAAGAGGAUCAUGAUGCAUGGGAAUAGAGAUUAUAUUGUUCCAAUAAAUUGUUACCAAUGUUA